GUCGGCGCGGCUGUGGGAAAGCACAGCGGAGCCGGGACUGCUCAGGUGGAGCAGGCCCCCCAGCCAGCGCAGACCCGGAGGCGCGCGGGCGACGCACCACACGGUUCGGCGCAGGGCAGAACGGAGCCGCACCCGCUCGCGCCGCCCGGGACCCACCUCGCCAUCGCCGCUCCCGCAGCACCCAUGGGGACCAGGAGACUUUAAAGGAGUUUUGGGUUUCGAGAGCAGGGAAAUCACCGAUCCCCGCUCCGGGCCCUCGUCUCGCCGCGUCAUUGAUGGGCAACCAACUGGACCGCAUCACUCACCUCAACUACAGCGAGCUGCCCACCGGGGACCCGUCGGGAAUCGAGAAGGACGAGCUCAGAGUCGGGGUCGCCUACUUCUUCUCAGAUGAGGAAGAGGACCUGGACGAGCGCGGGCAGCCAGACAAGUUUGGCGUGAAGGCCCCCCCGGGCUGCAACCCCUGCCCAGAGAGCCCCGGCCGCCACCACCACCACCUGCUGCACCAGCUGGUCCUCAACGAGACUCAGUUCUCCGCCUUCCGAGGCCAGGAAUGCAUCUUUUCCAAAGUGAGCGGCGGCCCUCAGGGCGCGGACCUGAGCGUCUCCGCGGUCUCGGCGCUGCCCGCGCUCUGCGAGCCGGGCGACCUGCUGGAGCUGCUGUGGCUGCAGCCCGCGCCAGAGCCGCCCGCGCCCGCCCCGCACUGGGCUGUCUACGUGGGCGGCGGGCAGAUCAUCCACCUGCACCAAGGCGAGAUCCGCCAGGACAGCCUGUACGAGGCGGGCGCGGCCAACGUGGGCCGGGUGGUGAAUAGCUGGUACCGCUACCGCCCGCUGCUGGCCGAGCUGGUGGUGCAGAACGCCUGCGGUCACCUGGGCCUCAAGAGCGACGAGAUCUGCUGGACGAACUCGGAGAGCUUCGCUGCCUGGUGCCGCUUCGGCAAGCGGGAGUUCAAGGCGGGCGGGGAGGUGCCGGCUGGCACGCAGCCGCCUCAGCAGCAGUACUAUCUCAAGGUGCACCUGGCGGAGAACAAAGUCCACACGGCCAGGUUUCACAGCCUGGAAGACCUCAUCCGCGAGAAGCGCCGCAUCGACGCCAGCGGCCGUCUGCGAGUGCUGCAGGAGCUCGCUGACCUCGUGGACGACAAGGAGUAGCCGCGCAGGGGCUGCCUGUCCGCCUGUCUCCCCGCACCCCGCUCCCUUCCCGUCCCCGCCCUCGGGCUUCUCGGCCAGCGAUUCCCGCCCUCCCUCCGCCCCGUCGCGCGUCGGCCGCGGUGACCAGCGUCCAGGCUGCGCUCUCGCACCCUUCCAGCCAGUGACUGAAGUCUCAGGAACCGACCCCGGGGCUGGAAGGGCUCAGCGGCGCGCGUCUGGCUGAGAGCCCCAGUGGCGGUGUUAGCAGACCCAGCGUACGCUUGUUCCUUGAGUUGUAAGGGGGGUGAAGGGAAAUGGGCUGAGGGGAGCAAGGACACGGCCUCGCUCGCGAGUCAGUGGUCAGUAACUGUCACGCUACCGGGACACAACCCUUCACUAUAAAGGGGCUAUCACCAUCCCAAACGCGCAUACACAAACCGGUCGGAGGCAAGAAGUGGUCUUUUCAGGACACAGUUCAGCUCUUGUAUAGAUGUAUCUAUCCCCAGAUCGCAGGAUUUUCAAGAAAUUGAGCCUGUCCCUGUGUGCUUGUGAAUAAUUCCACAACAGAGCACUUCGGGACUCCGGGUUAUCCUGAGGCUGCGCGGGACCUUUCCAGCUCUCCAGCCCCAGGUCUCCCGACUUUGCGCUCCAGGCUCCGGGCUCAGCUAGCUGGGGUUUGCCUCCUGUUCUUUCCACCGCGGGAAGUGAACGCCACCCCCACCCGCAUUUUGCCUGUGAGUCUCCCUAGCUGGUGCAGGAGAAGCCUUCCCAGUCCCGGGAGGAAAAUGGCGCAGCUAAUUUGGUGAGGAUGCCGGCCUCGCCCCGCCCCCAAAAGGAGGUAGUUCGCCAGGUGACUGGGAACUUGUACGAAAGAAGAAAGGCAUUUAGUGUUCCAAACCCUAGGGCAGCAUUUUAAAAAACAGUCAUAUUUUUAAAGGGGUUGGAGGUGGGGGAGGGAGAGGACAUGGCAACAUUCCAGAAACCAGCAUUAUUACAACACCAUAGCCAGUAUGUUUAGUUUGGCUUUUCCUAACAUAGAAAUCAUAGAAGGUGGGGAAGUGGAAAUAAAGUUUUCAAAAUGAGAGAGCAGUUUUCCAGCUAUGUCAACAAAGCCUAUCGUGUUGAUGUCUUUAUUGACCAUUUUAGCAACAUGCUAAUAAAAUUUCAAAUUGAAAUUUUUAUUUUCAUGGCUUUAAUCCAUGAUAGUUUAAAUACUGGGGGCCAUUAAGAGUGGACUUAGCUAAGAGCUUAGCUAACAUUGCCUUUUCACUCUGUUUUUCUCAAGUCUUAUGAGAAUUCUGUUUUUGACUAUUGUAGUUAUUUUGUUAUUAUUAUUACUUUUGGCUUUAAACAGCAGCCCAGCCCUAGUAGUGGUGGAGUUUUUAAUCACUGUGUAUAUUGUACUGAAUUUCUGUCAGUUAAAGGGUUUACUGCUUUGAUGGAAAUUGCUAGCAAGUUCCAUGAUGUUUCUUUUCUCCAUGUUGUAUGUCAUUAGUAUUUUACAUUGCCUUUCUAUUUUUCUUCCUCUCCAACCAAUCUCUUUAAAAACAAAUCUAGAAUUGGUGGCUCUAUUCCCCUCCUCCUUAGCCAGUCCUACAGCUCAGUUUGUCCUGAAACCAGGGAAGUACUUGUAGGAUCAGGACAAAUGUGUGUUUUUCAAAAAAUUAAGGCUGGGUGAAACCCCUUCCUUGGGCAACGAUUUCCAAACUUCUCUUGUGCUGCAGCCCCAGCCUGACUUACUGUUACUUGAUUCCGUGUGUUAGACACCUAUUGUAUCUGUGUCUCUUUCAAGGGAAUUUGUUAAACAAUGCCGUUUAGUUAAUUGUAGCAAGUAAUUGCAUACUGAGAGCUGUGAUUUAGUUGGACAGCAAAUAUUAUGGCCAAAGCCAGUUUCUUGGCAUUUCAAAAAUAAUGCAAUAAAAGCUAGUCAAGGUUAGCUGAGACUGGAAAUGCCUUUUUCAUGGUAAAUCAUUCAUUUCUAUUUUCUUUUUUCCUUUAUUUUUUUCAUCCUGGAUUCAUUCCCUAAUCUUGAAUCAAAAGGUCACAUCAAUGAAAUAUGAACUAAAGUAUUUUUCUUAAGCCUAUCGAGUGAUUUAUUUUUUAAAAAACGUGUAAAUGCGUAUGAUUUUCUUUCAGCACAAACAACAAGCAAAAUUUUGUAAUAACUAACCUACCUUUGCAUGUAUGGAGAACUGAAAGUCUCCAUUUAUUUCCCUAACUAUCCCUCUUUGGAAAUAACAGAUGGCAGAUGAUCAACUACAAAUCUUUAUUGUGUCUAGACACUCCACGUUCUCCACUGUGCCCUACUACUGUAUCUUGGCUCCCUGCUGUAUUAAACACCAUCUUAAGCAAUUGUU
This is a messenger RNA of Nycticebus coucang (slow loris), 3490 nucleotides long. It is a transcript of the gene LRATD1, whose product is annotated as LRAT domain containing 1. The record is from RefSeq and is a predicted model, not a curated record. Bases 276 to 1154 code for a protein of 292 amino acids. NCBI's taxonomy places the organism in Eukaryota, Metazoa, Chordata, Mammalia, Primates, Lorisidae. The transcript is spliced from 2 exons.